AUGUAUAAUGUUGGUGACAGCUAGCAGCAAUGUGAUGUUACAGACAGCAGAUCAUAGUGCAUUUAUAGAAGUGUUUAAAACUUAUGUAAUGAGUGUUGGUUUACAAGGAAAUAGUCAAAACAAAGUGAAUUCGGUGGAAGAUUAUUUGGAGAAUUAUUGAUGAUGGUUCAGAAGGGUGAAACAUUAUAGAGUCUAAAUGAUCAUGUUGAAGAGUUGAGAAAGCAUUUGGCAAAUGAUGAAUCAGAGGAUGAGAAAUAUUUCAAUGAUAAAUAAUAAGAAAUGGAAGCUACNGUGUUAGGAUUUAAUUACUAAAUUAUUGGAACCUAAUCCAAAUAAGAGAAUAACAUGUUUAUAAGCACUUAAACAUACAUGGAUGAUACGUGA
This is a messenger RNA of Paramecium pentaurelia, 384 nucleotides long. The record is from the annotation of a GenBank genome assembly. NCBI's taxonomy places the organism in Eukaryota, Ciliophora, Oligohymenophorea, Peniculida, Parameciidae.